AUGCCUACUAAGUCGGGUCUCACGUUUCUUGCCAGAUUUGCCCAUGAAUCCUCUGUGAAUAAUGCACUUCAAACAGAAGGCAACCUCACGAUCAACCACCUUGUAUUGAGCAUCAAACCUUCAUAUAAAUCAAAAUGGCAAGCCAUAUGGGGCAGAAAUCGACGAGGGUCAUCAGGGCAGCAAAGACUUGGCUCUUUGAGCAGACAGAGGCAGGGAUCCUUUGUCGGUCAACCGCCGCUGAACUAUAUGGAGCCGGCUAGGCCUUACGAGCAGGAGUCAUUCAAGCCUUCGCCACCUUUCAUGCCGCCGAACCUACCAGCGAUACCUCAUACGAACAAUGCAUACUUGCCUAAGCCAGGUGAUCCUUCAGUCUCUGGAUUUUUCUCUGCUCAAGCAAUGGCCUCAAAAGCGGCUGUGCCCGUUGCCCCGAUCCCUAGUCAAAUGCCAGGCCAAGCCGACGCUGUGGUUGAAACACGUUCACCACCAAGGCCUCCACGGGGGCAGAGCAGUAAGAGAAAACAGAAGGCUUCCUGUCUCCGGGUCGAAGAUUCUCAAACAAAGCCACCAGCUGUCGAAGUUUUAGAUGAUGGCACUUUUCCUCAGGGCACAUCCGAAGCUAAACCAGCGAGUGUCAGAGUGGCACUGCCAAGCGAGACAAACGCUCCCGCGCCUGUCAACCUGAGCCUUGAUGACAAGUUCCCUCCAGAUAACAUGACCGACACGAAACCAACUGAAGGAGCGGUGGAAAGUAAACAGGGAGGACCCGAGCCACAAUCUCAUGGUCUCGAUGACCCGCUUCGCACGAUGCCUGCAGACAGCUUAAUCCAAACUCCGCUCAAGCAGUCAGUGAAAACAAAGAAAGAGAAGAGUCAUGGGCGCCGAGAAGAUGAGAGUUCGUCUGAAAAUUGGCAGCUGAGUUCCCAAGGACUUGACGGGGCCAGCUCAUCGAGGAUCGAACUGGAAUCAUCAAGCCAGCAUCCUAGUGGAGGACCAGACGUUGCCCCUGUAGAAAAGCAACAUGAAAAGCAGGAAGAGAAACCUGAAACUCAGGAAGAGCAACCUAAAAAGCACGAUAAGAAAACUGAAAGGCUGGAAAAGCAACCCGAAAAGCAAGAAGAACAACUUAAAAGAGAGGAAGUCUCGGAGCCUACGGUGUGGAACAAUUGCAGGAUUCCGAGCAUCUUCACUGCUGAAGAAAUUAAGGGCAGGAAGCAAGCUUGGGAUCGGAUCCCAAUGCCUUUGAAAGAUCAAAAGACCAAGAAACGGAAUCUCCCAAUUUCAGCUAAGCCAACCUCAUCGGCUUCCAAGGCUCACGCUGUUAAGAAUAAGCUUCAGAGCCCCAAAGGUAAAAAUCGCACCACGGAGGAAAAUCAAAUCCCUUUCCCGCUUCCGAAAACCCAGCCUCAGCAAACCGAGGCCGAACAGUCGGUAGAUCCUGAAGGAUUUCAGCUCGUAUCGCCAAGAAGAAAGAGAAUAGGGAAAGAGAAGCAGCAUCCUCAGACCUUGACGAUUCGGGAGAAUCAGCGCCGAGGUGUUGAAAGAGAGAUCACGAACUUCUUCGGCUUACUACCCGGCCAACAAGUUACAAUCGAAGCACACGAACAUGGCAGUGAGAUGGAAGAAUCACCUGAUGUCUCAAGCAGCCCUCCUACGAAGGGAAAUGACUCUGGUCAAGCCGCGCCCCCAAAUGAAACACCACCUGUCGAGCAGAGCCAACCAAAGAGCAAAAAGAAGAAGAAGAACAAAAAGAGCAAGAGAAAUCAGUCGGUCUCCUCGUUGGCGGUAGCCGAAGAGCCUCGCGCGCCAGAAAAACUUCCUGAAGCAACUGACCCAACCCACAGUUCUGAAACCCUCAAAACUGACUCUCAGGUGGAAGAUCCCCAAAUUCCGUCCGAUGGAAACAAGCCCAGCGAAACACCUGACUCUUCCGGUCGUGACACUCUGGGAUUCAAGGCUGGGGCACCCUUUGGAAGUGGAGGCACCUUGAAGAUGCCCAAGAAACGAGCAAAGCGGCCUCAAGUCACAGACUCACACUGGGAGCCGCAGAAAGGCCUCGAGAUAAAGACCUCUGCCGGUGUUGGACAGUCGGGCUUGGAGAGCGAAGCCUCUUCAUCAAGGAUGGCCACACCUACGAGUGAAACAAGCAAUGGCCUGAAUCCACGGGCGAGCGACUUCAUAUCUCCUCCUGCAGAGAAACAAUCCUCGGAUGAAGACAGUGACAUGAGCGUCAUGUUAGGGGUGUUUGGGCAGCUGGCUCAGAAUAAACGAGAGACCGAGGCACUCAUGAAACAAAAGGAAAAUGAACCCUAUAAACGAGAGAAAGGGGGAAGUCGAAGCAGCUCCUCUGAAACGAUUGACUGGGAAGAAACAGGUUACAGGAGGCAUACAAGUAACGACGAGCGUCCCUCCAAAUCCCGCUCAGAAUCUCCGCCGCAUAUAAUUUUUACAAAGGGGAAGCAACCUGAGAUAAAAUCAGGUAAAGGCAAAGAGCCCAUGGGUCCUGCGACAGAAAUCGCAGAAGAAGGCCCGGCCUUGAAAAAGAAAGAACAGCCCACAGCCCCUGGAUGCCCCGGUGACCCCGGUGAUCCUAACGAACCUGGAGACAAGCCCGGUUUAGUCAACGAUUCGUGGCCAAGGCUACCUCCGCGAGAGCUUCUUACUCAAGACAUGUUACUAAAUGACGCACCUGCGGCAUGGAAAAGACGUUAA
Molecule: messenger RNA, 2709 nt
Organism: Clonostachys rhizophaga
Lineage: Eukaryota; Fungi; Ascomycota; Sordariomycetes; Hypocreales; Bionectriaceae
Source: the annotation of a GenBank genome assembly